UUUACAGUGCGUUGACGGACUUUUGGAGAGUUCAGUGUUGUGCGCUCUCGGUGCGUCACACGCUCGCAGCCUUCAGUGGAAGUGCACGACUCCAGACUAUUAUACAUGCAAAUACGGCCAAGGCUCCAGCUUUUCACUCUCAACACGACAGGCUUCGUUUUCUCUACAAGCUUGAAUUCGCUUCUACUUGUGGCUGAAUCUCAGGAGUGAAAUGGAUGUCAUCCCCAUGUGUAGCAUCUUCCAGGAGCUCCAAAUUGUGCACGACACCGGAUACUUCUCAGCGUUACCGUCUCUGGAAGAGUACUGGCAGCAGACAUGCCUCGAGCUGGAGAGAUACCUCCAGAGCGAACCCUACGUCUCGGCCACGGACCUCAAAUUUGAGAACCAGGAGGACCUGUGGAGCAAGCUGAUGCUCGCCUGCGGGGACAAGUCGAGCGAGUCGGACCCAAAGAUCCCUCACAUCAAGGAGGAGGAAGACAAUCAGGACCAGCACCUUGACGCCGGCGGCUUCAACUCCGACGCCAGCAGCGAGGCCUCGGACAGCUCCGAGGAGCUCUCCCCCACCCUCGACUUCUCCUCCAGCUCUUUGACUGACAUUCUGGGCGACAGCAGCGAAGACCUGGGCUCCGCCAUCAUCAGCACGCCGCCGUCGUCGCCCGAGCUCGGCAAGGAGGGCUCCGUAGCACAUGUGUGGAGCGGGAUACAGACUGUGCUGCACUCACCUGGGAAAAUAAGGACUGGGGGAUUGGAGAGGGCCGUGGAAAGGUCGGGCCUGACCAGCGGGGAGACGUCGCCGGACGGGAGGAAGCGGGUGCACAGGUGUCAGUUCAACGGCUGCAGGAAGGUGUACACCAAGAGCUCGCAUCUCAAAGCACACCAGCGCACGCACACAGGUGAGAAGCCUUACAGGUGUUCAUGGGAGGGCUGCGAGUGGCGCUUUGCACGAAGCGAUGAACUCACCAGACACUUCAGGAAGCACACUGGAGCGAAGCCAUUUAAAUGCAGUCACUGCGACAGGUGUUUCUCCCGUUCUGACCACCUGGCGCUGCACAUGAAGAGGCACAUCUAAGAUGGCCUCCAUGUCCGGAGCUCUGAGGGAUGAUUCUGGGUGAUUGUUCCUGACCUGUGGGGGAUCAGCGAGGCCGGUGUGUCCUGGGAGCGUUAGCAGGGGCGCCGCCGUGUUCCAGUCAGUGGAAAAACAUGAAGCAACGCAGGCUAUUAUUUGCACCAUACUUAGUGCCUCCAACACCUCGCUGUGGAGAUUGCUCUUGAAAGGCUUUUACGGAGGAGCGGGGAGGGCGAAGAGAGGGACUUUAGAAAAAAAAUUACAGUUCUAAAAGAAAAAAAAUAACAAAAUGGGAAAAAUCUGGACUGGAGAAGACGGGAUGAGACUCUUCUGUAUGGUGUUCGACGCUUUUUUCCCGGAGGAUUAUGGGACUCCGGGGGGGUGGGGGUGCCGUUCCUCCGUUGACAGUGUGUUUGCCUGUGCGCAUGGGGACUGUGAGUGCCUGCGACUGGAUGCCUGUGCUGGCUUUAUGGAGCGGAUGGCGCUUGCAUUGUGGAACUGCGAGUGAAUGACAUGGAUGGGGUGAUGUUGUACAAGGGAGUUUAGAUUUUGUUUGUUUUUGAGUUUGGGGGGUGCGGAAUUAUCUGUUGUCUCACUAAGAAUGAAUGCAAGCAAAAAGGUUCUGUCUGUGUCGGUUGAGUUUAUUGGCCAUGGAGAGGAGUGAAAGGGGGGUUGUUUGGCGGAGCCCAUUUGCCAGAUGGCGCCCCCUGUCUGCCUGGAGGUGGAACUACAGCUCCCUGUCCAAAAAGUGGGAGGUUGUUUUGUUUAGUGCAGCUAUUAAAUGUGCAAUGUAUUACGUAGCCUGUCUCGAAACAUACACGCUAUAAAGCUCAUUUUGUUGUCCAUUGUGUAAGCUUUGUAUCUUGAAAGAAAACAACAAAAAAAACAAUUGUACACAAACAGUUAUUGCCAUUAUAACAGAAGUUGCAUGGGAUCUGGGGAUGUGUUGCUCACCUGUUUGCUUAUAGGACAACAAAAUUCCAUUCAAGAGCAGCUACCUUCAUAUUACUCAGUAUCAUAGUAUUGUACAAAACACAUAAGGCAGUCAUUUUGUUUUGUUGGUUUUUUUUUAUGUUCUUGAUAAGUUGGGGAUGCCACUAUUGCUUUGCAGCUGUCUUGAUCGUGGGAUUUAUUUUAUUUUUGUUCCAUUUUCUUCACUUAUGCUUUUCUCUUCUGUUCUAUCUGUAAAUGCACUGUUGACCUUACUGAUGCCUUAUGUAAGUGGCCUUGUCUUGUUAAAUAGAUCACUCUCUCACACACACACAGACACACACCAAACGGCCGUUGCGAAUGCAGUAGUGCGUUAUUGAAUAGCUUUAUAAAGGCUCUGAUCCAUACAGUUGCACCUUUGCCCUUUUCUCUCGCAACAGACUCCUCCAAACUCUUGAAUAUUAAAAAAAGUAACUAUAUAUCAGCUUCAUAAUGACUGCCAUUUUUACAUUUCUGUGCAUUCUUUGUCGACUAUAUCAUAAAUAUAUCAUAACUAAAAUCAUAUUCUCCAAAAUGACCCAGAUCUGAGACAGAAUUGUGGAGCACUCGGAAAAGCAAUUCACUUUAUAAUGGUUUACUACUAUGUAGUAUAAGGCGGUGUGGAUGCACUUCAGAUAAACUGUAACUUGCUGUCAGAGGUACAGAGUCUUGGAAACAUGUUCUCAUGAAAUGCUGCGUGUUCGGCCACCAAGGCUGGAGAGUUACUGCAAAGAAACCUUUACAUCGAAACGUUUGUAUCAGUCGAUGUGUCGAAAGAAUAUGUUCUCAAUAGAAAAAGGUCCUUUAAAGUGAUGACAGCAUUCUCAAUCAGGAGUUUGUUUUGAUGUACGUUUUGUUGAGUCUUGCCCUCAGGGUGAGUCAGUAUCUUUACUCAGUCCUGGUUUAUACAACCCGUAAUCUGACUAAACGGUACCAAAACCAGUCUAACCAGUGGGGCUGAGCUGUGCUGCAGGUGGCGUAGAGGUUUCAGCCUCUGCAAGUAAACCGAGCUGAGACCAGGACCAGAAGUUUGUCUGUACCAACUUCACUAUAUGCAUGUUUUAAAUUAAGUUACAUGACUUUAACGCACUCCUCCUUGGGCUGAUGAAAAAAAAAUCUCUGAUCUCUUGGGUUUAUUGGAAUAUUUCAGUUCACUACUGGAUCAUUUUGUCACCAUUUCCCCUCAUUUGUAGAAACAUUUUGGAGCCACGGUGUUUCUACUGGGUGACUUUUGUCAAGAAAGUAAAACAAGGGUUGAGGAAGAACUUCCUUCAUUCAUCUGUAACUCGAUGUCUGUCACUCGGUAGUCAACAUCACAGGCAGCCUUGUUAUGACCUGUGCAGGUGAACCUGUCGGACAUUAGAGAAAAUCAGUAGGCGAUGCUCGUUUUUACACUGAGAAAUGUCAAAAAUGCAAAGACGUGUUACAUUGUAAACUAAGAGAAUUUUGUAAGGAAGCUUCUAUUUUGAAAGGGUAUGGGACCAAACAAAAAAACAAAAAAACAAGUGCAGCGUGUUGUUUCUAAAUAUGAAAGACAAAAAGGCAGAAAAUUUCUUGUAAAAUAGAUGCACUUCAUUCUCCUUCAUUUGCUUCUGUAACAUCUUUGCUUUGGAUUUUUUCUCUUUCUUUUUUUUGGAAAAAAUUAAAGAGGAAAUUUAGAGCAAAUGUACAUUUUAAAGUGGCAUCAAUAGCGCCUACACCUGUGGCCUAUCAUCUUUCAAGAAAAACAAACAAAAAAAGACAACAAAAAAAACUACUUUUCAGACGUGAAUUGUUCUGGACACUUGAAUUGUCAUAAUUUUGCAUUCUGGUGCCCGCUAAGUAUUAUUGUUAUUUUGUUUUUUGUUUUGUUUUUAUAUGCCAAGUGAUUUCUUUCUCUCAACUUUUCAAAGACCUGCGAAGAUGCCCUAUCUUUAGCUAGAGAAUCUUUAUUGGAUAAACACGGAAAAUACGAGGCUCUAUUUUUGUUCGUUUUAUGGCAUAACAAGAUUUUUUCAUUUGAAAUUGUUUUGUAAAAUAGUUUCUGUAUGAAUGUAUUUUUUAUUGGAAAAUGGAUAAAAAGACUUUAUUGGUUCUA
Messenger RNA from Amphiprion ocellaris (clown anemonefish), 4112 nucleotides. Its product is annotated as Krueppel-like factor 6. Gene Ontology annotation, molecular function: DNA-binding transcription factor activity, RNA polymerase II-specific; RNA polymerase II cis-regulatory region sequence-specific DNA binding. The record is from RefSeq and is a predicted model, not a curated record. Lineage: Eukaryota; Metazoa; Chordata; Actinopteri; Pomacentridae. The transcript is spliced from 4 exons. Gene Ontology annotation, biological process: regulation of transcription by RNA polymerase II. Bases 212 to 1069 code for a protein of 285 amino acids.